AUGGCCGUUAUUGACACCAAAGUGUCUGACGAGUCGCUUGUGGCCGUGACGCUGGCUUUUGUGAAGGCGCAUUUCCUGCUGGUCGCCUUCUCCGCAGUCAUCGUGCGAGCCCUGUACAGGCGAUAUGUGUCGCCCAUCAGAGAUAUCCCUGGACCAUGGCUUGCCUCGUGUUCUCGGUUGUGGAAAGUCUGGAGUACUUACAAUGGUCACACCGAGCUCGACCACAUCGCAUUGCACAAGAAAUACGGACCUAUCGUGCGGACCGCGCCGUCAGAAGUCUCGUUUGGAUCUCCCAACGCCGCCAAAGACAUCUUCGCCGUGGGCAAGGGCUUCCACAAGACCAAGUUCUACAGCGUCUUCCCUCCAAAGCACGCACCCGAUAUCUUCACCGAAGUACGCGAGUCGAAACAUGCCCAGAUGAAACGGUACGCCGUGACCCCAUACAGCCUUGCGCAGAUGCAGAAGCGGUCCGAACCGAUCGAGGGCAUGAUCAAACUUUUAAUGGAGCACCUGGAGAAAUAUGCGGCCACGGACUCGAAGAGGCUAUGCAACCUGGGCAACCUGUUGCACUAUUUUGCCUUUGAUGUCCUCGGUGAGGUGGCAUUCUCAAGACGAUUCGGGUUUCUGGAAGCAGAAGAGGACGUCGAGGGCUCUAUCAAGAACAUCGACGACGUGCAAUGGUACGACGGCAUCGUGGGCCAUAUCCCCGAAUUCGACGUCUUCCUUCGAAACAACCCCUUGCGGCCGUACCUACCGUUCUGGAAGCCCCAGCCGACCACCAUGACAAAGAUAGCAAUCCAGGAACUCGAGAAGCGAAAGCAGCCCGACGGAACUUAUGACUCUUCGGGGAUCGACCUGUUGGCCGAGUUGCUCCGGGCUCACGAAGCAAACCCGGAAAAGUUCGGUGUGAACGACGUCUUCAGUAUCGCGCAUGGUGCUGUAUUUGCCGGCUCAGACUCAACAGCCUCGACGAUGCAGUCCUUCUUCUACCUGCUCCUCAAUUCGCCACAUGCCUAUGCCAUCCUGCAGAGGGAGAUCGACGAAGCGCAAAAGGCCGGUCAGCUCUCGCCGAUUGUCACCUACGCCGAGGCGCAGAAACUCGAAUACUUCCAGGCCUGUCUCAAGGAAGCCAUGCGCUUGCGCCCCGCGGUCGGACUGGGCAUCUACCGCAGAGUGCCGCCUGAAGGGGCCGAGAUCGAUGGACGUUUCUACCCCGGUGGUGUCGAGGUGGCCGUGAACGGCUGGGUCUUGCACCGGAAUAGAGCGGUGUUUGGAGACGACAUCGACACCUACCGCCCAGAGAGAUGGUUUGAACGCGACGCCAAGCUGAUGGCCUCGCACAUGUAUCAGUUUGGAGGCGGUAGUCAUCUUUGCAUCGGUCGCAACCUGGCCCUGUUCGAGAUGAACAAGGUUUUGAUCCAGAUCCUGAGAGAAUACGACAUCACCCUUGCGCACCCGGGACGGCCAUUGCAAUAUCAUUCGACUUUUUUCGUUGUCCAAGAAGGUCUCGAGGUUUAUCUGCGGAAACGAGUUGCAUAA
Molecule: messenger RNA, 1539 nt
Organism: Capronia coronata CBS 617.96
Lineage: Eukaryota; Fungi; Ascomycota; Eurotiomycetes; Chaetothyriales; Herpotrichiellaceae
Exons: 7
Coding region: 1-1539 (512 amino acids)
Molecular function (GO): iron ion binding; oxidoreductase activity, acting on paired donors, with incorporation or reduction of molecular oxygen; monooxygenase activity
Source: RefSeq, a predicted model, not a curated record